AUGGCACCACGGCGCUCCCAGCGCGGUCGUCCAGACGCUUCAACACGCGAGGAUGAUACGUCCACUCCCACACCGACACGACCGGUCCGGAAAGCACGACGUAAGAUUCAAGCAAUCCAAGACAUCUCGUUACCGGAAGCCGUCAGCGAUCCCGAGGACAGCCUUGACGUGGAUAAUGAGCCUACCAACACAGCGCUGAACGGCAAGCGCAAAAGCACACCAUCUGCCUGGCAAAUAUGUACUGCACAAACUCUCGUCCUCGACUCCAGAACCACACCCUCUUCACCAAAAUCAACAUCCCACCCACCCACACCGGGCCCCUUUACCUCCGGCACCUGGUUCCCUCUACAACCCACCCUACCGCCUCCAAUACCCCGCUGCAUGUUCCUCUCACUCCCGCGCGAACUCCGCGACGAAAUCUAUACGCACCUCUACCACGCCCCCUCCCGCCUACACCUCGCCUAUCCGGACGAAAAUUUCCGCAUGGGCACCGCCUUCUUGCGCACCAACCUACAAAUCUGCGCCGAAGUGUGUGAGACUCUCUACGGCAACAACGAGUUCGUCUUCGCGCGCAUGUGUCAGCGGCACGGCUCGUUCUGCUCCUCGGACGACUGGAACGAGGUGGGGUUUAAAGCUGUGCGGGAGUUUGUCGGCAUGAUCGGACGCAGGAACCUUGGCCUGAUUAAGACGUUGACGCUGGUGCUGGAGAACGCGGUGCCGUGUCUGAACCCGGCGAUGAAGACGGCGGAUCAGAGGCGGUAUUAUUAA
Saxophila tyrrhenica is the source of this 768-nucleotide messenger RNA. RefSeq lists its product as uncharacterized. Bases 1 to 768 code for a protein of 255 amino acids. The record is from RefSeq and is a predicted model, not a curated record. NCBI's taxonomy places the organism in Eukaryota, Fungi, Ascomycota, Dothideomycetes, Mycosphaerellales, Extremaceae. The transcript has 2 exons.